UAGAGCUAAAACUUACUCCCUGAAAAUCCUCAGAUUACUUGAAAAUGAAUCUUCACUUGUCCCUUGAUUUGCUAGAGCUAUUGAAAUUGAGCUAAUGGAGCCAAAAUUUUUCUUAGCGGUGUUUCUGUUGAUUUCUUCAACUGUCUCGGCUGAGUACAUCAGACCUCCACCUCGCAAAACCUUGUAUUUCCCAUGGCGUUCGACGCCUUCUUCUCAUCCCCAGCAGGUGCACAUCUCUUUGGCUGGAGACAAGCACAUUCGAGUGUCAUGGGUCACUGAUGAUAAAUCUUGUCUGUCAACUGUUGAAUAUGGAACUUCACCUGGAAGAUACAGUGCUGUGUCUCAUGGGGAGAGCACAUCUUAUAGUUAUCUAUUUUAUAGUUCUGGAAAGAUACACCACACUGUCAUUGGGCCAUUGGAACCCAAUACAGUUUACUUCUACCGAUGUGGAGGACAAGGUCCUGAAUUCCAACUGAAGACUCCUCCAGCUCAGUUGCCAAUUACUUUUGCUGUGGCUGGAGAUUUAGGCCAAACUGGAUGGACUAAAUCAACCCUAGACCACAUUGAUCAAUGUCAAUAUGAUGUGCAUCUGCUCCCUGGAGACCUUUCAUAUGCAGAUUACAUGCAGCACCGCUGGGACACAUUUGGAGAAUUGGUCCAGCCACUUGCUAGUUCAAGGCCAUGGAUGGUGACAGAAGGGAACCAUGAAGAAGAAAGUAUACCAAUAAUUAAGGAUGGAUUUCAAUCCUAUAAUUCUAGAUGGAAGAUGCCCUUUGAGGAGAGUGGUUCAAGUUCAAAUCUUUAUUAUUCUUUUGAAGUUGCAGGGGCCCAUGUUAUUAUGCUUGGUUCCUUUACGGAUUAUGAUGAGUAUUCAGAACAAUAUAACUGGCUCAAGGCUGAUCUAACUAAGUUGGACCGGAAUAAGACACCUUGGUUACUUGUGCUAGUCCAUGUUCCAUGGUAUAAUAGCAACCAUGCUCAUCAAGGUGAAGGGGAUGAGAUGAUGGCAGUUAUAGAGCCAUUACUUUAUGCUGCUGGUGUGGAUAUAGUGCUAGCUGGGCAUGUGCAUGCUUAUGAACGCACGAAACGUGUAAAUAAUGGAAACUUGGAUCCAUGUGGUGCUGUUCAUCUAACCAUUGGAGAUGGAGGAAACAGAGAAGGUUUAGCCCGCAAAUACAUAAACCCUCAACCAGAGUGGUCAGUCUUCCGCGAGGCAAGUUUUGGUCAUGGAGAGCUCAAAUUAGUGAAUUCAACUCAUGCGUACUGGACCUGGCACAGGAAUGAUGAUGACGAGCCUGUUAGGUCUGAUCAAGUUUGGAUAACCUCUUUGGUUAGUUCAGGAUGCUUAGAUGAAAAGAGACAACUAAGGAAGAUUCUAAUGGGACCUUAGAAUGGUUGCAUUUCCACUUCUCACGUUGCUAGAUUUCAAUGAGUGUUGAUGCUAUGGAGGUCAAUGUAAAUAUUUUACAUGGUUAUGUCAAUCAAAUAGUUGAUGCUAGAAUUGAUAGACUGCAUGUGUAAUAUCAAUCAAAUUCUGGUCUCAGACCCAAUGGGUAAUCAAUCUCUUAACUCUAGUCUGUGCAUGCCUGUUAUCCUGUCUCCGGUGUACGACUGACUGGAAAUAGUCUUAAGUUCAACCAUAGCAGCUGUUGUUGUAUUGUACAAGCAACUUAUGUUUUUUAUUGAAUGACUGCAACUUAUAACUUGUAUUAUAUGAAAAACAUUUUGGUCCGUUACGAAA
Molecule: messenger RNA, 1741 nt
Organism: Hevea brasiliensis (rubber tree)
Lineage: Eukaryota; Viridiplantae; Streptophyta; Magnoliopsida; Malpighiales; Euphorbiaceae
Product: purple acid phosphatase 18
Exons: 5
Coding region: 95-1390 (431 amino acids)
Molecular function (GO): acid phosphatase activity; metal ion binding
Source: RefSeq, a predicted model, not a curated record